Molecule: messenger RNA, 15013 nt
Organism: Porites evermanni
Lineage: Eukaryota; Metazoa; Cnidaria; Anthozoa; Scleractinia; Poritidae
Source: the annotation of a GenBank genome assembly
CCAGCAACCCAACUAAAGAUGGCGGAUGAAACAUCCACUGGAAAUCGACUGUGGAAUCUUCAGGAACGCUUGAAGCAGGAGCGUCUGUUUGUCAACAAGGAAAAAGCCGAAAUAUCGAACCUCAAUGCAGAAAUACUGUCGAGCUGUGAAAGGCUUUAUCACUUGUCGUGGAUAACCCGGCAACAGUGGAAGAUAGUACAGCGGCUAAGGGCUUCACCCGAAGAAUGUGGCCAAGCAGUAAAUCGGCUGGAUUUAGCACGUUUUGUUGACGCUUCAAGGCAUCUUGGCUACUUGGAGUCAAAGUAUUGGGAUUUUUUAAGAGGUCUGAGAGAAAAUCCCUCCCUUGUAGCGUCGACUUUGGCUUACGCCGACAAAAUCAAUUUAGACACUUCACAGCUGAUUCGAUUGUUGUUGAAUUCUCUGUAUGGUAACUGUUUGCUUCCUCAGGAUGAAAACUAUGUUUUAUCGCUUAUGAAACGCUUGAUCGAGCUUAAAGUCUCGGGAGACGAAGGCCCCGAAAAUUUCUUUCAGAAUCACAGGAAUUCUUUUACGUUACUCUUCGGGAUUUUAGUAGAGAGCUUGUUCUCCACGAAGUUGUACCUGACUGCUGCCUUGCAUGCACCUAUCAUGCAGGUUCUGUCCGAUGAUUCCCUCCUCAAGCAACGGUUGCCAAUUAAAUGUACCAAAUUUGUGGAAAACCUCCAGUCCAAACUGUACUGCUUUCCUCAAAGCCUUCGCUGGAUCGUUUGUCAGUUUUUCAACACCGUAUCAUUAAGUGGUAUGGUCAAUGAAAAAGAAGCAAGAUCCAUGGUACUAAAGCUCUUGUUUGAUUUCCUCGUGUGCCCUGCAAUCAUUAGACCCGAGCAGUUCGGCAUCACCUCCGAUGUCCAAAUCAGCGAAGUAGCAUUGCAGAACCUGCAACAGAUUGCUUCUUGUUUGCUUUGCAGCUGUUCGACGGAAAGUGCUGAAACUGCAAGAUCUUUAGACUUAUUCUCAAGAAUCGACCCUGUAAGUAUUUACUUCAGCUUGCGGUUUUAUUUUUUACACAGAAAUUAUCUUAAUCUUAUUUUAAAGUCUAAUACCUUAGCAAUACUAGUUGAUCCAUAAACUGGUGCACAAAUUAGAUGAGAUUCAAUUUUAUUCAUGAUCAUUCUGCAAAAACAGGUCAUAAGAAAAAAAUACAUCUGAACAAAUUAAUAUUCUGUGGAGGAAGUUAUAUUAAGGUGAUAAACUAAGCAGUAACGUUAAGGAAGUCUCGAUCUUUUUACCCAAGAACUGCAAAAAAAAAAUCUUACUGGUAGAACUCUGUCUAAAAAUGAAUUUGAUGUCUGAUUUUCCAAAAUUUUUUGGAAGGUUGGCCUUACCUAGACUGUUAUUUCAAAGUUGCCAAAACAGGCACGUUCACAAUUUUUUUUUUUUAAAUACUUCAAUCACACCAGAAUGAAUUUCUCUUACAAAUUUAGUGAGCCCAGAUGGUUUAAAAAAGCUGAAGGACACUCAGACAAUAGUUUUAAUAAAAUGAUAGGGAUUAUUUUGAAUUGAUAGGGCUACUGUAGCUCAUACAUAGCACCAGCUCAACAGGCUCAAACAGAGAUUUUUUGUGACUUAAGUUCAGGGCCCCAUUGUUCAAAGACCGAUUAGCGCUAACCCAGAGUAAAACUUUAGUCCGGAUUUCUUUUUUUUCAUUCAAAAGCAUUUUCUCCAAUAAUUUCUCUAUUCUUCUUAGAGCAUCCAAUCAUCAAAUUGAAGAGAAAAAGAAUUACAAUGAAUUUUUGCCUUUAGCUUUCAUAUCUGAAUUCAAAUUCCCCACUAACCCCGGGUUAUCUCAACCCAGCUUUGAACAACCCAGUCCAGGAUUUUUAGAAAUAGUAGCAUCUUAGAACAUAUUAAUGUCAGUCACUUGUGUUAAAUAGUGGCUAUCUCAUGGGUCACCUGAGCUACUCUUUACACUCUUUUGUUCGACAGAAGAUCUUUCUAUGUUUCACUAGGCCAGGAAAGGAAGCUUUUUGAAGCAAGACUGACAAGUAUAUCUUGCUGUUUUGUAGCGACCUUUCUCUUCUGUCACCUUUUGUUUUCAUAGGCAUGCAUUACAUCAUAUUUAGAUGCUGUGCUGGAAAACAAAACAGAAGUUGCAGAUCUUCCUAUUCAAAAGACACUUCCUGGUCUAACCCGUAACUCAGUUCUAAUCACAGAGAAUGAACUCCAUGCCUUGGUAAGUACAUACAUGUAUGUAUUACAGAAAGCAGUUUAUUUUUCAAUGGUGUAGUCAAAAGUUAGAGUAGGAGGGAAUCCCCCUUUGUUGUGGUCUUAUCUGUAUGUCCCACUCUGGAUAGGUUGAGUACAAGGCACCUUGAAUGGAACCUUGCAGUCUCAUUCCUGCCCUUGGGAUCAAUAAUCUCUUAUCAGUUCUGAGUCUCACAGUGUUUUCUUAGUUACCAAAAUUCAAUUUAGCUUCAGACUUUACUUUAUUGCUUAGAGCAAAAGUGCAUUUUCUAUCAAACCACAAGUGGCUCAAAGCACAUUCUCUAAAGAGCAAGAGGUAAAACCUUGAUUGCUGGUGCUGCACAUGCCAGUGUGGGAUUUAUUUCUGUUUUGGUAUCAUCCCAUUCAGCGUGAAAAGAAGGUAGUGUCUGAUAGCCUGGGGCUAGUGGAUUUUGCUAUCGGGCUAGUGAAUUCUGUUUUUAACUUGCCCUAUGGGCAAGUAAUGUUUUUUGAGGAAUUCAAAUAACAGAAGAACUGUGACAUCAAUUCUGCUAGUCAAAAAGUUUCUGGGGCUAGCUGAAAUUACGUCUAGGCUAGUAAAUGCUAGCUCAAUUUGCCCGAAUGGCAAGCUGUAAAAAUGAUUUUCUUUGCACCCUGCCAUUCCUCUUGUUUUUAUGUUUUCAGACCUUCCCAUAAGACGUUUUGUACAACUUAUUAAAACUAACUUAUUUCAAUAACCAUUUGUCUGUUUCAAAGACAAGCUUUUUAAGGAUGGUUGAGCACAGUGAAGACCACAAGAUUAUCGUCAACCACAAAGAGUUGAAAGAUUUACUGGUUAACUUGCCUCCCCAACCUGACAUCCUUGAGGCCACGCCCCCUAAAGAUCGGCUCAAAGAUGUGGCAAGUAAUGACUCUGCACCAGAGCAAAGUCCAAAGCCACCAAAACGACGACAUUUUAAUUUGGCUUACGCCGACAAAAUCAAUUUAGACACUUCACAGCUGAUUCGAUUGUUGUUGAAUUCUCUGUAUGGUAACUGUUUGCUUCCUCAGGAUGAAAACUAUGUUUUAUCGCUUAUGAAACGCUUGAUCGAGCUUAAAGUCUCGGGAGACGAAGGCCCCGAAAAUUUCUUUCAGAAUCACAGGAAUUCUUUUACGUUACUCUUCGGGAUUUUAGUAGAGAGCUUGUUCUCCACGAAGUUGUACCUGACUGCUGCCUUGCAUGCACCUAUCAUGCAGGUUCUGUCCGAUGAUUCCCUCCUCAAGCAACGGUUGCCAAUUAAAUGUACCAAAUUUGUGGAAAACCUCCAGUCCAAACUGUACUGCUUUCCUCAAAGCCUUCGCUGGAUCGUUUGUCAGUUUUUCAACACCGUAUCAUUAAGUGGUAUGGUCAAUGAAAAAGAAGCAAGAUCCAUGGUACUAAAGCUCUUGUUUGAUUUCCUCGUGUGCCCUGCAAUCAUUAGACCCGAGCAGUUCGGCAUCACCUCCGAUGUCCAAAUCAGCGAAGUAGCAUUGCAGAACCUGCAACAGAUUGCUUCUUGUUUGCUUUGCAGCUGUUCGACGGAAAGUGCUGAAACUGCAAGAUCUUUAGACUUAUUCUCAAGAAUCGACCCUGUAAGUAUUUACUUCAGCUUGCGGUUUUAUUUUUUACACAGAAAUUAUCUUAAUCUUAUUUUAAAGUCUAAUACCUUAGCAAUACUAGUUGAUCCAUAAACUGGUGCACAAAUUAGAUGAGAUUCAAUUUUAUUCAUGAUCAUUCUGCAAAAACAGGUCAUAAGAAAAAAAUACAUCUGAACAAAUUAAUAUUCUGUGGAGGAAGUUAUAUUAAGGUGAUAAACUAAGCAGUAACGUUAAGGAAGUCUCGAUCUUUUUACCCAAGAACUGCAAAAAAAAAAUCUUACUGGUAGAACUCUGUCUAAAAAUGAAUUUGAUGUCUGAUUUUCCAAAAUUUUUUGGAAGGUUGGCCUUACCUAGACUGUUAUUUCAAAGUUGCCAAAACAGGCACGUUCACAAUUUUUUUUUUUUAAAUACUUCAAUCACACCAGAAUGAAUUUCUCUUACAAAUUUAGUGAGCCCAGAUGGUUUAAAAAAGCUGAAGGACACUCAGACAAUAGUUUUAAUAAAAUGAUAGGGAUUAUUUUGAAUUGAUAGGGCUACUGUAGCUCAUACAUAGCACCAGCUCAACAGGCUCAAACAGAGAUUUUUUGUGACUUAAGUUCAGGGCCCCAUUGUUCAAAGACCGAUUAGCGCUAACCCAGAGUAAAACUUUAGUCCGGAUUUCUUUUUUUUCAUUCAAAAGCAUUUUCUCCAAUAAUUUCUCUAUUCUUCUUAGAGCAUCCAAUCAUCAAAUUGAAGAGAAAAAGAAUUACAAUGAAUUUUUGCCUUUAGCUUUCAUAUCUGAAUUCAAAUUCCCCACUAACCCCGGGUUAUCUCAACCCAGCUUUGAACAACCCAGUCCAGGAUUUUUAGAAAUAGUAGCAUCUUAGAACAUAUUAAUGUCAGUCACUUGUGUUAAAUAGUGGCUAUCUCAUGGGUCACCUGAGCUACUCUUUACACUCUUUUGUUCGACAGAAGAUCUUUCUAUGUUUCACUAGGCCAGGAAAGGAAGCUUUUUGAAGCAAGACUGACAAGUAUAUCUUGCUGUUUUGUAGCGACCUUUCUCUUCUGUCACCUUUUGUUUUCAUAGGCAUGCAUUACAUCAUAUUUAGAUGCUGUGCUGGAAAACAAAACAGAAGUUGCAGAUCUUCCUAUUCAAAAGACACUUCCUGGUCUAACCCGUAACUCAGUUCUAAUCACAGAGAAUGAACUCCAUGCCUUGGUAAGUACAUACAUGUAUGUGUCACAGAAAGCAGUUUAUUUUUGGUGUAGUCAAAAGUUAGAGUAGGAGGGAAUCCCCCUUUGUUGUGUUCUUAUCUGUAUGUUCCACUCUGAAAUCAUAUGGAUAUAGGUUGAGUACAAGGCACCUUGAAUGGAACCUUGCAGUCUCAUUCCUGCCCUUUCCCUGUGUACACAUCUGGCAUUAUGAAAUUGGGAUCCAUAAUCUCUUAUCAGUUCUGAGUCUCUCCAUGUUUUUUUAGUUACCAAAAUUAUCUAGCUUCAGACUUUACUUAUUACUAGACCAAAAGUGCACUUGCCAUCAAACCACAAGUGGGUCAAACCACAUUCUAUAAGUUUUAAGGGCAAGAGGUAGAACCCUGAUUGCUGGAUGUGCUGCAUGUGCCAGUAUGAGAUUUAUUACUGUGCUGGUAUCAUUCCGUUCCUCUUGUUUCUAUUUUUGCAGACCAUCCCAUAAGACUUUUUGUACAACUUAUUAAAACUAACUUAUUUCAAUAAAAAUUUGUCUGUUUCAAAGACGAGCUUUUUAAGGAUGGUUGAUCACAGUGAAGACCACAGGAUUAUCGUCAACCACAAAGAGUUGAAAGAGUUACUGGUUAACUUGCCUCCCCAACCUGACAUCCUUGAGGCCACGCCCCCUAAAGAUCGGCUCAAAGAUGUGGCAAGUAAUGACUCUGCACCAGAGCAAAGUCCAAAGCCACCAAAACGACGACAUUUUAAAAAGAAAGAUAAACAGUCUCGCAAGCAAAGUCUAGGUGAAGUUCAAGCAGGGGAAACAGAGGGCAAACUUGAAACAAGGCAGAUGUCACAGUUUAAUUCACUAGCUGUUGUGAACAGAUCUGAAGAGUUCAAGAAAGAGUUUCUCAGGAGGUUACCUUUUCUGUUUCAAGAAGGGGAAGAUGUCCUAGUAAUUUCUCUUGGUUAUUCAUCCAUUGAUUGCCCUGGAAUGCUCUCUGAAGAGAAGGUAAUGAUAAUAAGUUAGGUGAUAUUAGUGAAUUGAAGCAGGGUCCUCAAUUGAAUUUUGUACAGCCAUUGCUGUGCAACAUACAGGUGUAACCCAUGGUCAGCUUUUCAGCCACCACGUUUCGCAUGUGGAAAGAAGACAUCUGCAAGAGGCCUUGGCUGAAAUGUACAAAUUCAAUAUGUCGGCCAUGUUUCACCACGAUUUGGUACUUAAUGCUUAAAUUAAAGGCAAAUAUGCUAGUUAUUAGCCAGUGAUAAUAAACUUUUAAAGUUAUGCUGUGCUUGUGGUUUACGGUAAUUUAUUUUCUGCUAUGUUGUGGCAAUUUGUGCUUAAGAUAGUGAGUUGACACUUGAUACACUUAAGCGGCGGCAGUGCUAUGGGUAUAAUUAUUACCGAAUAACUACAACUUUUUGUUGUUCAGGUCCUUGGCAUUAAAAAUACAAAGAAUGAGGUAAAAACAGAUAACUCAUUCAGAAAGAGAAGCAGUUCAAAGUCAACUCAAUUCUACAAGGAAAUAAAGUCUGUAAUGAGGAAGGAGAGCUUGGAUUAUCAUUCUGAUCAUGGAAGUGGUGAUGGCACUGUCAAGGGUGAACCAGCCUCUUUGGUUUCUACUAAUGUUGGUGCAAAUGUACCAGAGCCUCUUCAUCCAGUGAUGGUAGCGGGGAUGGACCAUUUUGAUUUGCUGCACAACAACAUCAAAGAUAGUUUUACAGGAGCAGAUGUCCAUGCAGCACCGGAUGUGUUAGUGAGGACAAAUGGCACGCAUGCUGGGAGUAUUGAUUUGAUUGAUUUUGGUACAGAAAUAACACCUGCGUUCCGCGAUCAGCCUGAAGGAAGCCGCGAUAGUGCUAUCAGUACCAGCAGUAGCACCCGUUUGAGUUCUUUCAGUAGCAAUCGUAGCAGUGGGUUGGAGUUUAGCAGGGGUAGCAGCCAUUUUGAAGUAGGCCAUGACGAUAUAACAGAAGAAGAUUCUGGUUUUGACCUUCUUAGUGCUGAACGCAUAGAUUCACCCAGUUCUGGAUUUCGCCCUCGUUCCAGGGAGGUAGCUGAUGGAGUAAAAAGACUAAGUGCAGUAAGCCGUCAUGGAAGCACAAGUAGUGGAACAAUCACUGGUGCUCAAGGUGAGGGAUCCAAUCGUGAUAGUCAGGCAAGCUUCUUGAGUUUCGGCGAUGAUUUUCCGGCACAAAGUGGGUCCUCCAGUGCUGCUGAUGAGGAUCGAGAGACAAGUCAGUCAGGAAAGAAAACUUCUCGUGCUGCUUCCUUUAAACGCCGGUUCAAAAGAAAGUCCAAAAUUUCAAAAGGCUCCUUCAAUGGCGAGGAUGAUUUCAGUGAGCUCAGUGGUAAAAAGGACAAAGGCUUCUUCAAAAUAAUGAAGAAGGGACGCUCAGAGAAGGAUCAGAAAGCAUCCAAGACAAGUGGUGCAAGGGUGUAUGAGAAACUGGCAGAGAAAACACUUGAUGCACUAGACAUUGAUGUUGAGGUGAAAACUACAAAAGGUAAAUUUAAUCUUGAUGUAAUAAAAAAGAUAGUAGUUCAGUGUUGGUGUCCUGUGGCUAAGGGUGUCAAAGACACCACAAAUAUAAAGUAAUUAAUAAUAUAGUUAAUCCUCUAUGUGGGACCACCCCUUAUAUAAGUGACCACCUGUUUUAAGACACCAAAAUUUUCCCAUCGAAACCCUGUAACUGGAACCUUCGGAGUAAAUGAUGAUCUCUGAUGAGAAACUACUUUCACUUUUGCCUCUUUUGCAGCAGCUUGAGCCGAAGUUACUCAGUGCUUCCUGUCACCAUGUUUACUUUUGGGGGUGUUGGUUUUAUAAUAUUACUGUUUCGAACCUUUUCUAAGCUUGUCACCUAAAACAUUAUCUGAUCUCCUUAUUCGCUUUGUAGGUGGCUACUCAGCAUAUAUGUUACAGGUCAAAUUUGAUUUCCGGUUAAAAUUUGUUAACUUAGGUUGAUUCUUAAUUCCUUUGUCUUCUAGAACUAGGAGACAUUAGAAAUUAAGAAUCAACCUAGGUUAAAUGAAAAUUAACCUGAAAUCAAAUUUGACCUGUAACAUAUACAAAGAACUUUUAGUGACAACAUGGAACUAGACAUAAUUAUUUGUAUCUUAGAAAUGGCAUGACAAUAAAUUCUCUUCCAAAAAUAGAUGUGUGUGGACCUCCUGUUGUAAGAGCCCUCCAUCACAGGAAAAAAUAACAGAUUCCCAAUAUUGGAUAUUUUAGUGUAUCUAAAGAAUACCUACAAAAAUCCCAAAAUUAUUUGGCAAAGUGAGACGAGUCCCAACCAGGGAAUUCCCAACCAAGUUCCCUGGUUGGGACUUGUCUCACUCUUCCAAAUUUGGGAUUUUUGUGGGUAUUCUUUAAUUACCCUAAAAUAUCCAAAAAUGGGAAUCUGUUAUUUUUUCCUGUGCAUUGGGUUUGAUGCUCAUAAGCAAACAUUUCCUGUAAGUGACCACCACUAAUUACCACCACUCAAAAUGCGCUUUUGGCUGGGUGCUUUUAAGUGUAACCAAAAAAAAUAUUUGAUAUUUAAUGUAGAAAUUCUGUUACUUUUGUAAUAGACAUAGAAAUGAUAAUAGAAAAGUACACAGCAAAAAAGACAAGCAGGCCAGGACCGUCAGCUCCAGCAGCGAAUGAUGAUGAAGAAGAUGCUGGUGAGGAACAGGAUGAUUUCGUUGAUGAAGAAGAGAGGUUUGAAAACUCAAAAAGGAAACUCAGGAUGGUGCUAUGCCAAGCAGACUUUCAAAAUCUUCCAUUGCUUCAUCCUGAUAACAGAGUUCCAGAUAUAAAGUAGGUGUUCAAGUCCAGACUGAUAUUAUUAUUUAUUAUGUAAACACCAAUGAAAUACCAAGUGAGCUUUCACACAAAAACUUGAUAUCUUCACAUGUGAAAAUAUCACUGUUGCCAUGGCUUCAUAAUAAACCGCACCUUUCAGAUCAAAAACUAUUUAAGUAAAAUGGUUUGGGAUUUCAUUGGUGUUUAUAUAGUAAAUAGAACAUUACAUGGUCACUUGGAGAUACAAAAUUUCUCUUCUUGUGUUGAAAAAAAUAUUUCACCCGUGAGCGCACUCACUCGUGAAAUAUUUUUCAACACUUGAAGAGAUAUUUCGUAUCUCAAUGCGGCCAUGUUAAAUCCUCUAUAUCUUACCUUAUUGGUUGGUACUUAAUUUUACGUGAACUUAAAUACCCACAAAUAAAGAUUCUCAUGAAAUUCAAACACAGGCAGGAAGGGAAGCACUUGGGAGGGAUAAACACUAGGUGUUCUUAAUUUUUGAGAGGUGCUGUUUGAGAAUAGUUUUUUAAACAUACAAAAGGUAUAGUGUGGGUGUUGUUUUUUCAAGGACACACAGCAAAAGACCAAGUCAAGAACUGAUGACAUUCCUUCAUGUGCAGCUUGCUGAGGCUAUUAAUCUUCAGGACAGGUCCCUAUCAGCGCAACUGCAUGAGACAAUAAGAAGUGUUAGGGAGCUGCCAUCCCAUAGGUAAAAUAUGUAUGAUAAAUUAUGUAUUUGUAGGUAUUGGCGAAAUCUAUUUUUACCUUAGUUUGUCUCUGGAAUGAUAAGAAGAUGGCAAUGUUGAUACUGAGUUUAAAACAAAAAAAAUGACAUUUGCACGAGACAUAAAAUCUGACUGCAGGUAAUCCAUUCAGUUUUACAAUUCUGGUAGGUCAAGGCUGAGGCUUGUUUCACACGGUAACAAACGUCUGUGCAUUUAGGUGAUCUGUUCACACAGACCCAUGCUAACUGUAUGAAAAUUUAUACACAUAAUUGUUCUAAAAUGAAUGCCAAAAUAGAAGUCCAGUGCAGUUGAGAAUUAUUUCCACCGGCAUGGUAUGAACAGUCCUGAACAACUUCAUCAUCUUAAAUGUUUAAAGUAGCAAGGAUACAUUUGUGUGAAUGGGUAGUAACUCAUCAUCCAGUACUGUGUGAAGGUAACUUGAGUUAACAAGCCUAGUACAAAGCCAAUGCUACAUGUACGAGGUGUGUAAAACUAAGAACCUUCUAUUUACACGCAAAAGAAAACUCAUUUUCUUAUUUCACAUACCUGUAUAGCAGGGUAGUAACUACAUGUUAUGUAAUAACUCAGAUUUAGUUUUUUAUGCGUUUGUUAUCACGCCAUGACAGAUCUGUCAUGCCUUAAAACAGUUCACCAUGUUUCAGCAUUAAGUAUUCUUUUCACAGCUGUUCUAAACUGUUAGAUGCUCUAGAAGAGGAGUACAAGUCAAGGUCGCCAUACCUGGCAUAUCUAAUCAAUGCCCAUCAAGGUUUAUUAGCAACGCAUUCUCACUUGGAGAGAUUAGUGGAUAGAGUGGAAAGGUAACGAUGUCUGACUCUCUUUGCUUUGUCUAGAAAAGUGGCUAGAUUUCAGAAUAUCCUGUGUUCAUAUUUCAAAACUGCAGUCCUCUUUAUCCUUUCAAAAAUUACUAGUCCCGCAAUGGGGAUGCCAUCAUGCAAGAUGUAAAUAAACAAGAAUUAAAUUAAUAACAUUAAAAAAAUGUCCUACAAUAGAUAAAAGUGAUAAAAGAAUAUCUACAGGAUUGACUGUUGUUCUUUAGUGGCUAAAAUACUCAAUAGUAGCAUUAAUUUCUGACUCAGAAACUCAAGUAAGAAUGAUUGAUCCUCACACUAUCACAUUUGUCCACAGGCUAACAGAGAUAAUGUGUAACUUCUACGGUCAUGUGACUGUUGGCCCAGGAAUUCUUGACUUUUAUUGACUUGGCAUUACACUGUAAAUAUAUUUUGUCCAGAGGAAUGAGGAAUGUGAUCAUUUGUUUUACUCAAUUAGUCUUACUUUUUUUAAGACCAAGAGCAAUAACCACCUCUACUUAUUGGUAUUCCUCUUUGUUCUGUGUCUUUGAGAACAAAAUUUUGGUUUUUGAGAUGGCGGGAGCAAUGUUUUUGUCCUGUUGGAAGUGGGCUGUAUACUCCAAAAUUGCUUUCUGGGAAUGCACACUUAACAAUAUAAUAGAAACUAUAAAACUCCUGUAAGUCCUCUCUGUGGGGCUAAUGUGAUUCGGUAGGCAUGCAAAUCCAUUUCUCGUUAUCAGUGAUGGCUGUUAGAUUUCACACACCACAUUAUGCCACAAUUUUUGUUUUUUAGAGAUAUUUCCUUACUGUACACAUUAAUAGCUUAUUUUUUCUUUGCAAUUUGAAACGAGAAGGAACUGGAACCAAAGGGCAUCCCGCAAUGGUUUGUGGGAUUGUUACUGGGGAUUCACCAGUCAGCUAUUGGUCAAUUUUUCCCCUGUCCCUGGUAACAGUCCCAGAAGUCUUUGCGAAAGUUAACUCGACCCAGUUUCCUUCUCCUUUGUUAAGUGGCGAAUGUUGUUCCUAGUUUUUUUUCAUCUCCCCACCCCUGAAGGAGCAAGGGAAGAUCACUCCAGGGGAGAGGUGGAGGGGAAGGCAGAAAGAAGAGAUACCUUGAGGACAAGAUUGAUUCUUUUGUUCUUUCUCCAACAGGGACAAAAUAAUUUGCCGAAAUUACUUCAUUAUGACUUGUGUGAAGCUGUUUCUUGAGUCCAAAGAGAAGGGAGAGAUCAAUGCUUUCACCUCCGAUUUUCAGUCUUUACCCACACCAGAUGAAAAGGUUUGCAAAGGAUAAUUUCAUGUAGCAUUUCAAACUUUAAUGUAGACCUGGUCUUGCUUGCCUUUUUGCAGUCAAACAUGAUAAAAAGGACGUAACAACUUAAUGAUUUCUGUGUUUUUAGUUUGUGGACAAGUACUUUCAAAUGGUUUCUUUUUAAGGGAAUUUUGCCUAUAGAAUCAAAAGGAGAAACCACUAUGUACCUCAUAGCUCUCAAAACUUUAAUUACUGCUCAGUAGCUUUUACUUGAAUGGUGGCGCUAAUAAAAAUAUCUGCAGAAGUUCACCUCAGUCUUUGGCAUAAUUUUAAAACUUAGCGUGUUUGUUAUUGUGAAAUGCAAUCAAAAAACCUAUUUUGUUAUUCAUUUUUUCAGUGUGAUUUGCUUGAAGAUUUCCUGGAGAAGUUAGCUGAUGAAAUGAGAAAGCAUCCCAUUUGGACAGGUACAGUGUUUUUUACGCUCAUGUAGGACGGUUGCAUACUCGUUCCUAGUCUCUCCUCAGUCAAAUUUGGUGAAGACACAUUACAUCAAGGGAAGCCUUCAUCCAUCCCAGGGCCCUUUCCCAGGCAUUUUGAUGCUUAUUCUUUCGACAACAAUAGUCAAUCAAUGAGUACGUUUCUUAGUUUCUAGUCAACCAAUCAAAAACCAGGACAUUCAUCGACCUAAAAAUAACUAGAAAACUUGAGAUUUUUCCCACGAAAAAGCAUAAUCGGUGCACCCUACACUACUCGAACAAGUUUGCAAGUAAGGUAAGUAGUACUCUUAGCUACUUGAUGCUGUAGAAACUAAGAUGCACUCCAGCUAUGCCGAGAGUCUCAGUGAUGCAAAACACUGUGCCCUUUCACGUUAUCACUAUGUGUGCCAGUGUUAUGAAGCCUUUUUUAUGAAAUUGAUCGACAGGUGCAAGUGAAGAGCAGCUGCAAGACACCUUUGUGGCAACGGAACGAGCUAUCAUGAGCAGUAUCUUCAAAUACGCAUUUUACCCAAAUGGUGAAGUGGACAUGGAAAGAGAUAGGUGAAGAAUUCUGUUGUUGACGCAAUGAAACAGCCUUGCCUGUUUAGAGUAUCACUAUGUGUUACAGUAUUAACCCUUCCAAUCCCAAAGUGAAUGAUAUGAUAGAGUCUAGUUUUUUGUCUGCGAUGUAAACAUUCAAAUGAAACUUACGUCUUCAGUGGUACUUUCACUCAGUAUUGCUUGAUUGUCUAGUACGUGCCUCUAGCAUUUGAGGUUGUGGCUGUGGUGUGAACUUUCAAGUGAAAUCUCUUUGGCAGCACUUUCUCAUGGCAGUAUAAGUUUUCAGAAUUUUACAAAAUGAAAUUUGGAAAUUUUGUUGAAUUAAUCAAUUUUGACUUUGGCGAUUUUAGCACUGAAAGGGUUUAACACCAAAGAAAAGUGUCUUUGUUUCUGUACGGUCAAAAUGUCUUUUUUUUUAAAAAUAUCGCUAGGCCCCCAUGCAGGAGUUAAUUGCAUCAGCGCUCAGUACUAAAUAAACGGCUGCACAAGAGAAUACUAAUACAGAGUAAGCAGUAUAAAUAUUUUGUCGAAAUAUCCAAGUGUUUAAUACACGAAUAGAAAAUAGCAGAGGUAAUCCUUUCUCAAGCGGUAUGGUUGGCUAAAACAGAGAUGUUGAAGGCUGUCGGUCUCAUUUGUAUCCCUAUUAUUGUUAUUGCCCAUUUUUAAUUAUUUGUUCCUCAAAUUUCAGAACAUUUUAUGAACACGUGACCAACCUACAGAAGAAGAUUCAUCUUAACCACAAGGCUGUGCGGGUGGCAAAGGUGUGUUUUACCUACACAUGAAUCGAGAACUGUAGUGUGACGGAUAUGUGACGAAAUUUCAUCUCCUUAGACACGCUAGGAGACUUUCCUUCGUCCUGUCAACAACUGACCUCACAUUGUUGUUGGCUCCUCCUGCAGAGGGUUUGGGGGAUUUUCGUCUGUAGUCGCAACUCAAAGAAAUGGGCCUUCCCACGUGCCUUUGCGCUUUUUAUAAUCUUCCCGAUGCAUACCUGAAAUUCCCAUGACCGCUUGUGCCGCAACUAUCACAAGAAAAAUCAAGGAUGUCUUGGUACGAGGCAGGGCAACAUGGCUAUAUCAGCUGAAUCCGCGAUGGUAACUGUCUGAAAUGCCAUUAAUUCUUUGUAAUACUGUUUGUCUUUUUUGUGCUGCUGAUAGAUGUACCGGAAAGAGGCGCCAUGGGAGUCUGCUCAGAAGGAGUUACUCAAGAUUAACGCCUACAAGGUAAUUACUGGUACUGAAAUUUGUUUGCUAUUUGAUAAUUGAAAUUCAUGCGAAAUAAACAAUCGUUACCUGUCGGUGGUGAGUAUUCCUUUUAACUGCUGUAAAUGCAGUGUCAUUAAAUAUGAAUAAAUCACAAAACCCGGAGAUUUACUCAAAAUGACGAAAAGAAUUAUCGAUUUCUUUUGUCUUUCCGCUUAGACGCCCACUGACAAACUGAAGUGCGUCAAUCGAUGCUGCGCCACUAUUAUGAACCUCCUGUGUAUGGCGAGUGAGACGAGCGUACCUGGGGCUGACGAAUUCGUUCCAGCACUGGUUUAUGUAGUGAUCCACGCCAAUCCUCCUGGGCUUCUCUCCACGGUGCAGUAUAUAACUAACUUCUACGAAGAACAGCUUAGUGGCGAAGAGGCCUACUAUUGGAUGCAGUUUUGUGCCGCCAUUGCCUUCAUCAAAACUUUGAGAUAAAAAAAGAAGGAUUCUCUACAAAUAUCGCCACUUGUACGAAAGGUUAUUAAAAGCCCUCAAGGAGGUUGAUUUGACCAUGCCUUCGUGGAUUUCUUAGGGCUUAGCCCUGUUUCAAGUCCUCUACAGCGAAGAAAUGGAUCUUUCAAGUUUGACUUUGCAAAGAUAAUGUGUUUUAAUCAUACACGACAAAUGACCAAUCAGACAAUAACGCCAAUGCACUUGAUAUUUCUCGACCAAUGAGGAUUUGACGUGAUUUAAACUUUUGCUGAGGAUUAGAAGUUUGAAAGCCAUGGAUCAAGCCAUGUGGACGAAAGGCUUUAUAAAGUGCGUCUUUUAAACUAUACAUUAAUUUGUUUUUGUAUGUAGUUAAUUUUUCAGAUGUUUAAUAUAAUCUUCAAGAUGUUGGGUCAGUGUUAGGUGGUCACUAAAGACCUUUUAAGUACUUAGAAAUUGAAUUUAACUUAGAAAAAUAACUUUGGGGAAUAUGUUUUCUAUGUUUUCUAAACGAACUAUUGUAUUGUGUGCUUGUCAUUGGGUUUCCGGUUUGGUGCCGCCGGUCUGCUGUAGACUUACGUCACAAGUGACGUCACAUCACAGGUGACGUCAGUAAAUGCAAUGGAAACGUUAACCAAUUUUUGCAUUUCCCAUAGUACACCUCGUUUUCCCCCAAAAUUUUGCAUAGGCAUUGUCUUCAAUUUCUCUUGGGACAACUGGAAAUACCCAAGAGGAAUUGUACA